GCAGCAAACCCUUGCUGCUCUUUAAGAAUGUAUCUCUCUCCAGGCCUAACGACUUUUCCAGAGUUUCUCUCUCUACAAACGAAAUAAUAAAAGUUGUUUUUACUUUUUGAGCAUUUUGGUCUCUCUCCAGCUUCUUUUGAUCAGAGUUUCCAAGCAGCAGACUAAAAAGUUGGUGAAUAGUAGAGAAGUACUGGUGAGAAAAAAGAUUUAUUUGCUUAACUGGUACUUUUCUUUAGAUUUGACCCUGGUCUCUGCUACUGGUCCAAUGCCUUCUCCUAUCUUGCCUCAGUGGCAUGAUAAGGCUAGUGGUUUCUUUUCUUCUUCAGGGGUAAAGCUUAAAGAAGCCGGACAAUCUGCUGGAACAUUUGUCGGCGAGGUUGCAAAAGAUGCAAAAGGUAACGUUGCAGAUGUGGCGGAGCGAGUUGGCUCGUUGGUCAAGAGUCGAUGGGCAUUUUUCCAGCAGCCAUCAACAAAACAUGCUAUGCAGGAACGUCUUAUAUCUGCAGCUGCUACUACUGGUACAUUGUUUAGGAAAAGCAUCUCAGAGACCAAGGAAAAAGUAGUUGUUGGAAAGAUAAAAGUUGAGGAGGUGGCAAAGAAGACAGCACAAAAAAGUAAAACUAUUCUGACUGAUAUUGAAAGAUGGCAGAAGGGAAUUGCUAGCACUGAUGUAUUUGGAGUCCCAAUUGAGAUUCUUGUACAACGGGAACAAUCCAUGAGACCCAUUCCCAACAUGUUGGUCAAAUGUGCAGACCAUCUCAUAUUAUCAGGACUGAAUACGCCAAACCUGUUUAAAAUCGAGGGAGAUAAAAAAGUUACUCAACAAUUGGUUUCACUGUACAACCAAGAUUCAAAUGCAUCAUUACCAGAGAGUGCAAAUCCAGUUGAUGUAGCAGCUCUAAUCAAGUAUUACCUAGCUAGUCUUCCUGAACCGCUAACCACAUUUGAGCUCUAUAAUGAAAUUAAAAGUGCUUGCUCUAGCAUUCAUGCAAUGAGAAACAUAUUGAAGAGACUUCCAAGUGUGAACUACAUGACCCUGGAAUUUAUUACAGCGCUAUUUCUCCGCGUUAGCCAGAAGUCUCUUCUUAACAAGAUGGACACCCGAAGUCUUGCAAUGGAAAUGGCACCGAUUUUAAUGUGGCAGAAAGGAAGAGAACCUGACAUGUAUAGGCAAUACUGGAUUCAACCACAGAAAGAUCCUUCCAACAAUAACUUGGAGCCCCAGCCCGUUUAUACUGCAUGGGAUCUUCUGUCAGACGAAGGCGAAGCUACAGAUGCAUCUUCUCUCAUUCCGUUGGAUGAUGGCAUGCCAGUCGACUUUGGUGCAAUUGAGGUUGUUCAAUGCCUCAUAGAACAUCACAAUGCAAUUUUUACAGAUGCAAAUGAAACGAUUUGGAAAUGAUUUACUGUCUGAGUGAGAGUGAAGUGAACUAGUUGCAAUGCUUUACCAAUAUCUUCCUUAGUCUUAAAAUGUUCAAAUUUGGCGAAGAUGAUCCUUGCUCUACGGUGUUUGAUUUCUUUGUGAAGCCAGGGACUGUAAGUGAAAAUCAGCAACAUUUAGUACAUAACAAUAGUUUGUCUUGUAUUUUGAAAGAGUAGUGCUACUGUAAUCUGUUUUAUGGUAGAGAAAAAGGCCUUGCUUUCAUGAAAAAGACUUAUGGUCUUCAAUUACUAACAAAAUUUCACUUUGGUUUC
This is a messenger RNA of Humulus lupulus (European hop), 1695 nucleotides long. RefSeq lists its product as uncharacterized. Bases 266 to 1402 code for a protein of 378 amino acids. Lineage: Eukaryota; Viridiplantae; Streptophyta; Magnoliopsida; Rosales; Cannabaceae. The transcript has 11 exons. Gene Ontology annotation, biological process: signal transduction. The record is from RefSeq and is a predicted model, not a curated record.